This is a messenger RNA of Dovyalis caffra, 1272 nucleotides long. The record is from the annotation of a GenBank genome assembly. NCBI's taxonomy places the organism in Eukaryota, Viridiplantae, Streptophyta, Magnoliopsida, Malpighiales, Salicaceae.
AUGGCAAGGAAGAAGAUAAGAGAGUAUGAUUCUAAAAGACUUUUGAAAGAGCACUUGAAACGUCUCUCUGGCGUUGAUCUUCAGAUCUGCUCUGCUCAGGUGACAGAAGGUACAGAUUUCACAGAGUUAACUAACCAAGAGCCAUGGCUUUCAUCUACAAAAUUGGUGGUGAAGCCCGAUAUGCUAUUUGGGAAGCGUGGUAAGAGUGGUUUGGUAGCUUUGAAUUUAGAUCUAGCUCAAGUUGCUGACUUUGUGAAGGCACGCCUUGGUGUUGAGGUUGAGAUGGGUGGCUGUAAGGCACCAAUAACUACCUUUAUUGUCGAACCAUUUGUUCCACAUGACCAAGAGUUUUAUCUUUCAAUUAUCUCUGAGAGACUCGGCUGCACUAUUAGCUUCUCAGAAUGUGGAGGUAUUGAAAUCGAGGAGAACUGGGAUAAGGUUAAGACCAUAUUCCUCCCUGCUGAGAAACCAUUGACACUGGAAGCAUGUGCUCCUUUGAUUGCUACACUUCCUUUGGAGAUUCGAGGUAAAAUCGGUGAUUUCAUCAAGGGUGUCUUUUCUGUAUUUCAAGAUCUGGACUUCAGUUUUCUAGAGAUGAAUCCAUUUACACUGGUGAAUGGGGAGCCAUAUCCACUGGAUAUGAGAGGAGAGUUGGAUGACACUGCUGCUUUUAAGAACUUCAAGAAGUGGGGUAACAUAGAGUUUCCUCUGCCUUUUGGAAGAGUUCUGAGUGCUACUGAAGGCUUCAUUCAUUCACUGGAUGAAAAGACAAGCUCAUCUUUGAAAUUCACUGUUUUGAACCCAAAAGGACGUAUCUGGACGAUGGUAGCUGGAGGUGGUGCCAGUGUCAUAUAUGCUGAUACUGUUGGAGAUUUGGGUUAUGCAUCAGAGCUUGGCAACUAUGCAGAGUAUAGUGGAGCACCAAAUGAGGAGGAGGUCUUGCAAUAUGCAAGAGUUGUCAUUGACUGUGCCACUGCUGACCCUGAUGGUCGCAAAAGAGCCCUUCUUAUUGGGGGAGGCAUUGCUAACUUCACUGAUGUUGCUGCUACUUUCAAUGGUAUUAUACGAGCACUGAGGGAGAAGGAAUCCAAGUUAAAGGCAGCAAGAAUGCACCUUUAUGUCCGAAGAGGUGGUCCAAACUAUCAGACUGGUUUGGCCAAGAUGCGCGCUCUGGGAGAGGAACUGGGAGUGCCUCUUGAGGUGUAUGGGCCUGAGGCCACAAUGACAGGCAUCUGCAAGCAAGCCAUUGAUUGCAUCAUGUCUACAUCAUAG